Molecule: messenger RNA, 2103 nt
Organism: Elgaria multicarinata webbii
Lineage: Eukaryota; Metazoa; Chordata; Lepidosauria; Squamata; Anguidae
Gene: PPEF1
Product: protein phosphatase with EF-hand domain 1
Exons: 16
Coding region: 1-2103 (700 amino acids)
Biological process (GO): detection of stimulus involved in sensory perception
Molecular function (GO): iron ion binding; phosphoprotein phosphatase activity; calcium ion binding
Source: RefSeq, a predicted model, not a curated record
AUGGGAUGUGGCACCUCUGUUAUGAAGAACCGGGUAAACAGAUCAGAAAGAGCCAUUAAAGCAGCUAUCCUCAUCCAAAGAUGGUAUCGAUCUUACAUGGCCCGGCUGGAGAUGAGGCGGCGAUAUGCACUAAGUAUUUUUCAGUCCAUUGAAUAUGCUGAAGAACAAGCACAGCUGCAGCUGUCCAACUUCUUUACAUUCAUGCUGGACCAUUUUACUCAGGCUAAUGAGAGUGAUCCAGACAUCAGCUCUCACUUUUCCUCCAACGCUAGCGAUUACGGUCCAGCAGGUUUGGACCGUACAAUGAUAGAAUAUGAAAGGACUAUAGACGUACCGGCCUCCUACUACGGACCUCGUCUCUGUUUCCCCCUCACUGUUGCUGACACUAAUGUGCUCCUUCAGGCUUUCAAGCAUCGACAGCACCUUCAUGCUCGAUAUGUGCUUCAGCUGUUGCAUGAGACCAGAAAGGUCCUUCAGCAGAUGCCAAACAUCACUCAUCUGUCAACCUCUUAUGCCAAGGAAAUAACAAUUUGUGGUGAUUUGCAUGGAAAGCUGGAUGAUCUAUUGCUGAUUUUCUACAAAAAUGGCUUUCCUUCAGAAGAAAACCCCUACAUUUUUAAUGGUGAUUUUGUUGACAGAGGAAAAAAUUCCGUAGAAAUACUCAUAAUCCUAUUUGCAUUUCUUCUUGUCUAUCCUAACCAUUUACACUUGAACAGAGGAAACCAUGAGGACCACAUCAUGAAUCUAAGAUAUGGUUUCACAAAAGAAGUUAUGAAGAAGUACCAACGCUAUGGUAAAAGAAUUUUACAUGUUCUACAAGAUGUCUACAGUUGGCUUCCACUUGCAACUAUAAUUGACAGUAAAGUUCUUAUCUUACAUGGUGGGAUAUCGGACACUACUGAUUUGAAUUUCCUGAAUUUAUUUCAAAGAAACAAGCUCAAGUCAGUGCUGGAACCAAUGAAGUUGAACGCAGAGGUCUAUAAGUCACAGAAAACUAGUGUUUUAGAAGUCGAUUCCCAUCUCAUGGAGGCCGAGGAGUGCCAUUCUGCGCAGGACAUCUCCAGUAAAGAAUCCGGCAGGGAUGCGGCUGGUGUUGAAGAGCAUGUUGACGGAGCCUGUGACAGAAACAGUUCUAGUCCACUUCUGGAUGUGCAAUGUCUUAAGCCUUCCAGGGUUGCCACAUCAUACACAUCUCCAGAAUUAACAGCAAAGGAGUUGAAGCAAGUGGUGGAUAUUCUCUGGAGUGAUCCUAAGCAUAAAAAUGGCUGUACACCAAAUAAAUAUCGUGGAGGAGGCUGCUACUUUGGACCAGAUAUUACCGCCAGUUUGCUAAAACGUUAUAAUUUGAAAAUGCUCAUCAGGUCACACGAAUGCAAACAGGAAGGCUAUGAGAUCAGCCAUAAUGGAAAGGUCAUCACUAUUUUUUCUGCUUCAAACUACUAUGAAGAGGGAAGUAAUCGUGGCGCUUACAUAAAAUUGAAUCCAGAUCUGAUUCCCCGUUUUGUUCAGUAUCAAGUCAGCAAAUCUACACGCAAACAGACACGUCAUCAGAGAGUGACUGCAGUUGAGCUGUCUGCCUUAAAGUGUUUGCGAGAGAAACUUUUCACACACAAAUCAGAACUCAUUGCAGCUUUUAGGCAGUAUGAUCCGAACUAUACAGGAAGAAUUUCUCCAAGUGAGUGGGCUUCAGCAGUGAAGUCAGUUCUACAGCUUGAUCUUCCUUGGAGAACUUUGCGUUCUCGGCUGGUUUAUCUAGCCCAGGAUGGAAGCAUUGAAUAUCUUUCAUCUUUUGUCAACGUCGAAAUCAAACUACCCAUCAAAGAGGUGCAGCCAUCUUUGGUGGAAACCCUGUGUAGAUACAAAACUGACCUAGAGAUUAUCUUUAAUAUGAUGGACAGAGAUCAUUCAGGUCUUAUCUCUAUUGAUGAGUUCCGCCAGACAUGGAAGCUCUUUAACCUGCACCUGAGAAUUGACGUAGAUGAUGAAUCCAUUGACAGCUUAGCUCGGAACAUUGAUUUCAACAAAGAUGGAAGCAUUGACUUCAAUGAAUUUCUAGAGGCUUUUCAUGUGGUCCAUAAAUUUGAGAAUAGGUACAGCCACUAA